Messenger RNA from Babesia microti strain RI, 1935 nucleotides. Its product is annotated as conserved Plasmodium protein, unknown function. The transcript has 5 exons. The record is from RefSeq and is a predicted model, not a curated record. Lineage: Eukaryota; Apicomplexa; Aconoidasida; Piroplasmida; Babesiidae. Bases 1 to 1935 code for a protein of 644 amino acids.
AUGUGGCGAGGUUUGCCUUUAUCGCGGUCAUCUAAGCCUGCUUAUCUAACGAUCUGUCAGGGUAGGCAUGCGCAUUAUGACAUAAAAAGCAUUAAUGGCCUUAGGAGGGAUGGACUAUCUAAACCCUUUGAGAGCAGAAAGAAUUCGGUACCGGCAAAUAUGCCGCAUCCCAGAUAUAUGGACGGGGAGGUUCUUGGUUACUACUCAAACCUGCUAGCAAGGGAAUCGUUUGUUGAUGAUUCCACUUGGAACAAACUCAUCACCCGGUCUAAGCAAAUAUAUCCUACAUUGGAGCCUAAGGAAAUCGCAUUAAUACUAAAUUCAUUGGCAAGGGUUAGGAAAGUCGACACUGAGUUGUUUAAUUUACUAUGCAAUCAAAUUGUAACGAAGGCUCACUUCUAUUCAUCAGUACAUAUAGCAAUGGUAUUGUCGGCAUAUAGCAAAGCAAAAAUUUUUGAUUCAAAGUUAAUAAACGCUAUGGUGAAUCAGAUAAAGAACAGAUUAUAUGAGUUCUUAACGCCAUUAGAGAUUUCAAUGGUUAUAAAUUCAAUCUCAAAAAUGCCAACUGAAUUUAGGGAUAAAAAUUUUUUAAACCGCCUAAGCUUACACGUACAAUGUCGACUAAUGGCCAUACCCUUUUUACCUAGAGAACUGGGACAAAUUGCUCAUUCCUUUGUGUCAAUGGGUUUCGAUGACACGCAGCUAUAUUCAACAAUCGCAGGACGUAUAAACUGCAUGAUUCAUCAGGCGACCCCUGGCGAGGCGAUAAAGAUUCUGGAAGCCUUUACUCGUCUAGGGAAGGCAUACCAAGACAUUUGCCGCAUAUGCGUGUGCCAUGUGAAUUCACAACUGAGCUUUAUGAGCCCUAUGGAAUUAGUGAAGAUUCUAUUCGAAGCGGGGAAUGCAUUUUUAAAAACGUCCGAACCCGUCCCCCUCGAGCUCAACGAUCUUAUUUACUCAAUCUUGACAAAAAUUACGGCCUCGGUUACGCAUACCUCGGCACCGCAGAUCGCCUCAUUGCUACAAAGUGUCGCUCGAUGGAACUUGGACUUAGGACUCAACGAAAUUCUCACAAUUAUCACGCAUACAAGGGCACUGGUUUCGGAGGCAGCGGUUAUGUCAAACUUCCCAGUGAACAGCUCCCCCAGGGAAGGGUCGAAGAUGAAGAACUUAGGCCAGACCUCGACUAUGGCUCCAGACAAGGUGACCACUCAGGAAUUCUUACUGGGGGAAGUGGGUGCAAUGAAUUCGGAAACAGCUACCGAGGAAACCAGAUUAGCACAGUCUAUAUGGAUGAAAGGAAAAACGCAUUGCGAUAUAAUGUUGAAGGACAGUCCCAUAUUAGGGGAUACGAAGGCGAUAAAGACUUCAUGCGUAGCAUCGCUGGGCUUGAUUCUCAGGCGAGUGAAAUCGCAAUAUCCCGAUACCUGGCCCAAAAAACCAUCGUCCCACAAAUUGAUCCAAUCCAAAAAGGAUAUCCAGGACCCUCAUCUGGUCCGUUUGAUGGGGAUCUCGAGUGCAUCAGUGAGCAAUAUCCCAGAAUACCCAGCGUCCAUCCCGGAAUCACCUCAUGCACAAUCUCAUGGGGCGCUCUCGACAAAGACCAGCAAAUUGAACAAAGUUUGCACAGAAAAGUCACAACCAUUAGACCUCUUGGAAGCUGCGCAAAUUCUCCAACGAAUUUGCAGCGAGUUUCGUUUGCUUGUCAUGACUAGCCACUCGUCAAUGACACUCAGCGACGUUCCAACAGCAUGCCGUGUCCUAGAAGCGUGUCAAUUAGUGGGCUAUAAGAGCGACGAGUUAUUAGGUAAAGUAAAGGAUCUGAUUUUGUGUAAGGAGUUUAAUAAGCAAUCUGCUACAUUACUGCGGUCGCAGUUGUUGGCAUGUGGUUACGACCCAGAGAAUGAUGUAAUGCAAGUCCUUAUGGAAUUUUAG